Messenger RNA from Lates calcarifer (barramundi perch), 4186 nucleotides. It is a transcript of the gene atf7ip, whose product is annotated as activating transcription factor 7 interacting protein. The coding region runs from base 890 to 3748 and encodes 952 amino acids. Gene Ontology annotation, biological process: regulation of DNA-templated transcription. The transcript has 14 exons. Lineage: Eukaryota; Metazoa; Chordata; Actinopteri; Centropomidae. Gene Ontology annotation, molecular function: transcription coregulator activity; protein binding. The record is from RefSeq and is a predicted model, not a curated record. Gene Ontology annotation, cellular component: nucleus; transcription regulator complex.
ACCAGCAUUACUAUGAUGUAUAAACCUGUAUAAACCUGUGAUGUGACACCAGUGUUUGUAGCUAAGUUUGUACACAAUUUUUCUUUCUGUUGUUCCACUGACUCCUCCUCCGUCGUUUGAUCCCUCCCCCUCAGCCCGGGUUUUCUGUCUGUGGUGGCCAAAUCACACACCCCUCCCUCUCCAUGCUAAUGUUCUGCCCCCUGUUGUCCUUACUUCCAACCGUCGGCUCUGUGCGGCUGUUUUCAGCCACACUGCAGUUUGGUUACUCCAAGCAGAGGUACUGCUGCUCUAAAACACACUUCUGUUAGUCUCGCCGGAUCCUCCAUACAAACCGAUCUAACACGUCCUGUGCAUACCUACCUUGCCGGCUUUACCGACUCCAGCGCCGCCGCCAGUGGAGAGACUGAAAAAAACUAAAGUAAACUGCCGUUCAGAUCGCGACGGUUGGUCAACGCGACUGCUUGGCGUUCGCCGACCAACCCCCGCCGCCACCGCCGGCUGACGCACGGUAAUGGUGGAUUUUUUGUGCACGAAAAGAGGAGGAGUCAAUCGGUGAGGGAAACCGGAGAGCAGUCGCUUGAGUCUGCGACCACACAGCUACACAGUUGUUGUUGGGGCACAGAUCAGUAGUUUACCCGGUGAAUGUUGAAACCGGUGGACUGAAUGCCUCACUGAUAACCACAUCCGAACCGCAACCGCAACGAUUGUACACGACAGGGUCCGGAAGAGUGCGACGGCGGCAAAAGGAGGAGGAGGAGACAAUCGGCUACACACCGAGACUGAAAAUCGCGGGAACAUCGCUUGGCGACGCGAAGAGUCGGUGAGUCGAGGUUGUCAGAGAAUUUGGUUCCAAGUCCAUGACCAGAAACCUUUCAGCUUGAAGGCAGCAAUGGAAGUUGUUGUGACAGAGGAGAAGAAGAAGAUUUUCCGUGCCAGGAAAACCAUGAAGAUCAGUGAUCGACAGCAACUGGAGAAUCUUCACAGUACUUUGUUGACAGCAGCUCCAGGUUUGUCCAACCCGUCUCCGCCACCUCUGGUGAAUGGCACUCACAAAGAAGAUGGACAAAAAGCAGGGGACAAAGAGCAAAACAACAUCUUGGACUCAAACUCCCCCCACGCAGCAUCACCUGCCUCCCCUGCUCCUUUCUUGUCCCUAAAUCUGUCACCUUCCCCUGCCUCCUCGCAAAGUCCAAAAGGAAAGGAAGAAUCUCCUACUUCUCCCACACCACCAUUCCACUCUCUAAACUUUGAUCUGAAAAAGGCAGAAGAGGAGGAGAAGAAAGGUUCUCUGUCGUCCCCAUCGCAGGAGUCUGUUAAACCAGCAUCAACAGAGUCUAAGGAAAAUGAGGAAAAGGACACUGAAGCGAAUCCAGAGAUGGAAAUUAAAGAGAAGGAACAGACUACAACAGAGGACACAGCCGCGGUUUCUGCGAAGGAACCUGUUAAAGGUUUGGAUCCACGUUCGCCUGUGCCACCUCCAGUAUCUGACUGCACAGAACUAAUGGAUACAGAUAGUGACACUACAAAGGCCAAGGACCCUGAGGCCUCUACAGCCAAAAUAAAAGAUGAAAAGCCUUCUUCACCUAAAUCUAAAACUUCCGAUUCCUCUCCUUCUUGUCCUUCCUCGUCUCAUCCAGCUUCCUCCUUGGGUGCGGAUCUAAAACAAGAAAAGGAAAUCAAAGAGAAGGACAUAAAAGAAGAGGAUGACAAAGAAGAUGUGAAGAAAGUACCAGUCAGAGAGGAAAGUAUGGAGGUGGAGCCAGCGACAGUAGAGCCCAAAGAGGAAAAAACUGAUGUCGGAAAAACCACAAAGCCAUCUCGGCCAUCAUCCACUCCACCAUCUAAUACAGUGCAAGAGGAGAGGGGCUCAACCUCGGGACUGAAACGCACUUUAUCAGAGGGUAAUGAAAAAGAUGGACAAGCUGUGAAAAGAGAGGGGAAGAGGCCCAAGGUGGAGCGUGAGGAGUUGGAGGCACAACUGGAACUUAAAAUUACGGCAAAAGCUGGCAGUCAUCAUAAACUUGAAAAGAUUGUGCAACAGCUAGUGGAAGAACGGUUGAGGGUGCUGGAGCUGACCAUUUUUGAAAAAAAUUUCCAAGAACUAAAGGACAGAGUAGACAAGAUUGACUGUGCCACCAAACACCAAACUGCCAUUAACACACUCCAAGCCAAAAUAGCCCGAUUAGCAAAAAAGUUUGGAGAGGCCAAUCAGGCAUCAGAGAACAAAAGGAAACAGGAGGCACUUGCUGCUGCUGCUGCUUCUGCCACCAAGACUGCAACUGUUGCAUCCAACCCUCAAGUUCAACGGCCAGUCCGGACUUCCAUGGAGGUAAAGCAGACUUCAACAACAGUUUCUUCCUCCAACACAGCUGCAAAUCCAGCCUCAUCAGCUGUGCCAGCCCCUGUCCCUGCUCCAGCCCCAACAUCAACCUCCACAGCCAUGGUUCCACAGGCCCCCAUCCUUCAGCUGAUCACCUCCACCUCUAAUGCUGCCUCCACCUUGGCCACUGGCAUCACCACUCAGAGUCCCCAGGGCACCUUGUUGCUGAAGACGGCCACUGGGAGUGGCAUGGUGGCUACAGGCCAGCCACUCCUCAUCCAGCUGCCUUUAUCAAUGGCUAAUGGCCAGGCAGGAACGCUGGUCAACAUCCCUGUAUCCUCUUUGUCUGCAGCCAACUCACUCAACAAGGCCAAAACCACCGCUUCCACCGCCACUUUUAUACUCAAGCCUGCUCCCACCACUACCACAGCACCAGUUUCUGCCCCAGCUGCUGCCACUGUCCCAGCGCUCCAGGCUCCCGCCAGCCAGAUGUCUUCUGCCCAGAUCUCUCUUGCCCGAGCAGUGUACCAGGGGGGUGCCGGGGGGAUAACUACGCCCAAUGCUGGAGUAUCCAUGACCACGGCCAGGACGCCAGCUCAGUCUGUCUCUGUAGCCGGAGCUAUGUCGUCGGCCUCCUCACCUGCAACAUCUGGGCCAGCAGCAACAGGUUCCACUGCGCCAGGACCCCCUCAAGGGACGUCUCUGACAUCUAAGACAGAUAACCAAGCUGGAGGAGCCACCAAAUCAACCGCGGCACGACCCAAAGGCUCCGUCAUUGAUCUCACUGAGGACGAUGAUGAUGUACAAGUGACAGGAGUUAAAAAUGCCACCGUUGCAGCUCCCUCACCAACCCAGCGUCCUCACCCAGUCGUCAGCAUUCCUACCAGCAUAGGAGCAAGGUCAUCCCCACAAAGCAAUCAGAACUCUUCCACCAAUCCUCAGUUGACAGUCCACCACCGCCCCCAACAGGACUCUCCAAUGAAAUCCCGCACGGUAACCACUACUACGCCAGCCCGGGGCUCCAGCAUGCCGCUGCCCCCUCUCCCUGCAGCACCUGCACCUCCACGUUUACCUCCAGAGGCUGAGCGGACCUCACCUCCUCAGCAACCUCAGCUGAAGCUGGUGCCAAGUCAGACUGGUAUAGUACUGUCCUGGUGUGUGGCAGAAACUGAUCGGACCUGUGCAGCCGUAGACAGCUAUCACCUAUAUGCCUUCCAUCAAGACAACUCUAACAGCAAUGCAGCGCAGCAGCACUGGAAGAAGAUUGGGGAGGUGAAGGCCCUUCCUUUGCCUAUGGCCUGUACGCUGACCCAGUUCCAGUCUGGCUCCACUUAUCAUUUUGCUGUCCGAGCCAAAGACAUAUAUGGGCGCUUUGGCUCCUUCUGUGAACCUCAGUGCACAAAUGUCAUCAGUUCCAGCUCGAAUUGAACAGUUGAGGAAUGGAAAGGAUUUUUUGCAUUUGAAAGUUCUUCUUUUACUUUUUUGUGUUAGGAACUCAUAUAUUGUGCGUUGAACACAUACAGUAUCUGUAAAUAUCUCUACAUAACAACUGGACUUCUGACUGACUUGGAAAAUUGAAGUGGCGAACGGUUGGUUUUGUCUGGUUAAUGUAUGUAUUGUAUUUUUUGUGACUUAAGCUGUUGUAUAUAAUUGAAUUACUUUGCCUCUCUACCAAGUCAAAUAUUUAUGUUGAUGACUCCUGUUACUCUGACCCAGAUGUCUUUUGCUUUACCUGAGUCAGGAUUAUCCAUGUAAACUCAGAAUUGCACAGAAAUGUAUAAUUGUGUGGUAGAAAUUGAACGAUAACUUUUGUAAGUUUUGUCUGGCAACCAGACUUUGACAAACACAAUAAAAGGUUUUAUUAAA